AUGAACAGAGGAAAACCCGUGACCCGUGAGCCUCAGAUCAAUCCCCAGUCGGUGUCUUUCAAGCCAACCGACUUGAUCAUUCCGGAAUCACUUCAAGAGAUGUUUCCUGAACAGGUGGAUUUGUUCAAGAAUCUACAAGACAAAGAAAAACAACUAGACCUCUUGGUCAACAGAAAAUUACUGGAUUUGCAGGAUUAUCAAAACAACAAUAUCAAUGGAGUCAUGGAAGACAGUGAUAAGAAUGAGAUCUUAAGGAUAUUCAUAUAUAAUAUAAGUGAGAACCAGCCAUGGCAGUUAGCUAAGCAGUCAGAGGACCAGUCAGAGGAGGCCAAAGCGAUCGCCGCAGGUUCAGCCCAAGCAGAUCCAAGCUGGACUUUACGUAUUGAAGGCCGGUUCCUCAAUGAUGAAGCAGCUGACAACGCUAGUCGCAAGAAGUUUAGCUCUUUCUUAUCAAGUAUUUCUGUAGAGCUUUUCAAGGGAGCAACGAAAGAGAAAUUGGAUGCCAACAACAUUAUCGAAUGGCAUGAUGAAUUGCAACAGAUCAAAUCAGAAAUCGAAAGAGAGGAACAACAGUUUGAUGGCUUAGAUAUCAAGCGUGUGGGAAGUAGUAUUCCUGGAAAUCCAACGGAAGAAGUGAGCUGUCAGAUCCUUAUUCAGCCAAAAAUGUACCCUAUCAAGUUGUCGAUAUUGAGUAAAGAUUUGGUCGAAUUGUUGGGGACUAAUGAAAUUACUCAGCAUGAUUGCUUUGUUAAACUUUUCAACUAUAUACAAGUGAAUGAUCUGUUCCAAUUUGAUCAGGACAAGAACCUGCAGCAGCAACAAAACUCAAUUCUUAUCAAGUCAGACGAUGCCUUGUUGAAGAUUUUCCAAUUGGAAAAGUUCAACGUGCCUCAAAUGCUGGAUAUAAUUUCUACCAGAUUGUUGAAGCCUGUAGAGCCAAUAAAGUUGAAUUAUACCGUCAACACACUAACAAACUCCACUUUAGGAGACAUGAUCAUUGAUCUGAAAAUUAAUUCUGAUUUGUUGAAUAAAUCUUCCGCUGGAGGGGCCAACAAGAGUGUAAGUGACUUAAUUAAUGAGUUGAUGAAUAAUCAAGCCAACUCGAUCGAGGUCAACAAACUCAAUGAAAACAUAAGUUUGACUUUACAAUUAUUGAAUUAUAACAAGAUCAAGUAUGACUUCUAUAAGAAGUUUAGUGAAGAUCCUGUAAAGUUUCUUCAGAAAAUCAAUGAUAAGAACCAUGAGUUUCUCAAGAUUAUUUGCAGUGAUUCUGUUGGCUACAAUACUAAUGAGUACAUUGAUGAGGAGAUUUUCAGGAAGAGUGAGUAUUACAAGGAUAAUAUCAUCUCAGAACAGGUGAAUUUGUUAUUGAGUAGUGGAAGGCUGUAG
Messenger RNA from Komagataella phaffii GS115, 1389 nucleotides. RefSeq lists its product as uncharacterized. Gene Ontology annotation, cellular component: nucleus; SWI/SNF complex. NCBI's taxonomy places the organism in Eukaryota, Fungi, Ascomycota, Pichiomycetes, Pichiales, Pichiaceae. Bases 1 to 1389 code for a protein of 462 amino acids. The transcript has a single exon. Gene Ontology annotation, biological process: regulation of transcription by RNA polymerase II. The record is from RefSeq and is a predicted model, not a curated record.